Contarinia nasturtii (swede midge) is the source of this 2645-nucleotide messenger RNA. RefSeq lists its product as uncharacterized. The record is from RefSeq and is a predicted model, not a curated record. NCBI's taxonomy places the organism in Eukaryota, Metazoa, Arthropoda, Insecta, Diptera, Cecidomyiidae. Bases 108 to 2537 code for a protein of 809 amino acids. The transcript is spliced from 4 exons.
UGUGUCGCAUUUCAUGCUAAACCGUUCACCACUCAAUCUCGAGAUCGCAUGCUGUGCAAAAGAUAAAUAUUUCAAAAAUUGGAAUUUUUUUUAAAUCAACAACAAAAAUGGAUACAAAGCCAAAACAGCAACGGUUCUCAGAAUUUCGACGCAAAAAACAAGAAAAGCUGGAUAAAGAUGAAAACCGUUUGAAUAAAAUUAACGCGGCAAUUCAAUUAUUUCUAAAGGAUCAAAAUGUCACGCCAUUCAUAUAUGCGGAACAAGAACACAACUUGACACAAAUUCAGAAACGAUUUCAUGACUUGUGCAAAAUGUCGGCACUAGAAGAACGCGAACUUGUCAGUGUCACGAUUCUAAAUGGAAAUUCACCGAACGAGGUUUAUUUGAUGCGAAAAAUGGACACGGAAGAACACAAGCGGUUCCAAAAUGUGUUGAAAGAAGAGUACACUACUGUAAAUGAAUACGAUUUGGUCUAUUGUUUGAAAUCUGGUUACAUCUGUAUGGCAUUUUCAACAACGAUGAGCUGGCAACGUUGUCAAAUACUGAAAUUAUAUGAAAACCACCAAUGCAAUGUGUUGUUGCUUGACGUUGGAAUAAUUGAACGCGUAAAUUGGACAGAUUUGCGUAUGAUCAAUGAAAAAUAUGUCAUGCACAAGCCGAUUGCCUUGCGUUGUUCGCUUGCCAAUGUUAAAACCACUCAACCCAUUGACCGUUAUUCACUGCAAAAGCGUCAAGAAUUCCUGAAUAUAUUGCAAAAUCAGCAGCACGAUUUUUACAUUUUUGUCAAUCGAUCGAAUUCAAUGUCAUCCGAUAUUUUUUUGUAUUACAAAGUGGACAAUCAGUUCGUUUGUGUCAACAAGUUGUUUACAUCGAUUGAGUCGGUGUCCGAAAAUAGUUCAGCAAGUGAAAUAACAUCGGUAUCAGAACCAAAUUCAAUGGGUACAAAAUCAGAACCAAAUUCAAUUCAAAUGGAACAAUCGCUAUCGUCACCAUCGGAUAAAGGUCAACAUUCGAUUCGAAUGAAAAGUUUGUCUUCGACACCAUCAGACCAAGUUGUGCAACCAAUUCAAAUCGAACGCUCAGGUGAACCAUCAAAAAUGGCCAUCGAACAAAGUCCAAAAUCAUCCGACAAAUUGAUUGAUUCGUGCAAAAUUACAAAGCCAUGGGGUGUGCUGGUGAAAUAUGUUGUCGGAAUUGAUGAAAUCUACGUACGUUUCACAAAAUAUACGGCCGCAUACAAUCAAUUACGUUUCAAAAUAAAAAUGUCCACGGAAUGUGAACCGAAAAAAAAUAAGUCAGGUUGGAUGAUUGGCGAAUAUUGUUUAGCUAUUGAUCCGGAUGACACGUCAGGAGAUUGGCUACGCGGAAAAAUCGUUGCAAUGAAUUCAUUUAAUUCUGGCUUUGUCUUCUUACGUGACAUUGGCAAAACAAUUGAAUGUAAACUGGCCAAUUUGCGGAUAAUCAACUCAGAACUGAACAGGCCACGUGAUUUCACGUGGAAGAUUCGUUUGGCAUCGAUUGAAUUGGCCAAAGAUUUACCAUCGAAUUCUGAUCCAAAUCAAUUGCUUCGCAACAUUAUUGAUUCGUUUGAAGAGCUGGCCUUUUCGGCUCUUAAAGACUUCAAUGAAAAUGAUCAGGGUGCCAUUCUAUGGGGCAUAAAAACGACAUGCAGUGCAUUGUCACCUGAUAAAAUUGAAUACGUUAACAUCAAUGAAGAGCUGGUUGAAAGUGGCGUUGCAACAACGACCAAAUCAUUUGAUGGUAUCAUGUCUGUAAUAAAUCCAGCGCAAGAGCAUCCUAGUGAAGAAGAUACAAUGAAGACCAUUGGUGAAGCAUUCAGAAUUGAUGACAUGCAUUUCGACAAAAUCAAUGGUAAUCUACCGAUGUUACAAGGAAAUGAUGAAAUGUGGCAAGUAACCGACAAACGAACCGAAGUGACAGCAUGGUUGCCAUCGGAAAAGUAUCCCAAAAAGAAUUUUGUUGCAUUCCCCAUGUAUGUCAGUCAAAAAUGCAACAUUUUUGUGCUCGAAGCAAAUCGCAAAACAACAGCCGAUCGUAUCGAGAAGAUGCUCAUGCAAAAGUAUUGUGGUAGACAACUCGAGCGAAGAGUUUCGAUUGAAUGGAAAAAGGAAGAUGCAUGCUUUGCACGUUAUGGUGAAAGAUUCUAUCGUGCAACCAUUCGACGUGUUAAUUUUGGAAAAAAUUUGUGCGUGGUUCGAUUUAUUGACUACGGAAAUUGCGAACAACUUUCACUCGACGAUUUGAGAAAGCCAACCAUGUUUGGAGACAUCCCGUCAUUGGCUCAUCAAUACCAAUUGCACAAUAUUGAACUCACAACGUGGCCAGAUCAUGUUCGUGAUUACUGCAAUCAGCUAGUUCUCGACAAACAUUGCGAUUUGACAGUCAUUGAAGCUGAUCGAAAUGCAGAUGCACAAGGAACAUCCGAAGUGGAAUACUGCAAACUGGACCUUCUUAACAAACACAAAGAUUUGGCAACAGCACUCAUUAAGUGCGGAUACGCUAGAUUGAUCAAUUGAUCUGCACAACAAACAAAAAUAUUUCACAUUUUUACUUUUGAUAUGAAAAUAUGAUGAAACUUAUACUAACUAAGUAUAAUUGAUUAAAAUUUACUGAAGAUAUUCAAC